Messenger RNA from Bombina bombina (fire-bellied toad), 1676 nucleotides. RefSeq lists its product as uncharacterized. The transcript is spliced from 9 exons. Bases 1 to 1374 code for a protein of 457 amino acids. The record is from RefSeq and is a predicted model, not a curated record. NCBI's taxonomy places the organism in Eukaryota, Metazoa, Chordata, Amphibia, Anura, Bombinatoridae.
AUGGAAACGAAUCUUUUGACUGAGCUGUGUGACGUUGCAUGGCCCAGCAUUGACAACGCAGCAGACUGGGUGACCUAUCUUGAGGAUGGCAGCGUGAAGGUUUCCUCCCUGGAUGGAAAUGCCUAUUUGUACAUGCCUGCCAUGAAGCAAGAAUUCACUGUGAAGUUCCUGUGCCAGCUGAGCUGUAAAGUCACUUCACCAGUUUAUGAGGCGCAAUGCACAAACGAUCAUUGUCAUGAACCUAAAGUCAGAAAUGUGUCAAGUUCAGAAACUACAAAUUCUAAAGUCAGAAUCAGGUCAAAGUAUUCUUCAUACCCAUUCCAACCAAGUGAAGAGACAAUUGCAUUUAAUAAACAUGCAUUUCAGUAUACGUGGCAACUUCAGAGCUUUUCUGUGUUUUCAUGUCCUCCCGCAUUUCAUUACCCAAUGGCCUUAGCCAUUUAUUUUCAUCAAAAACGGACGGAACAAACGGAGGAAAGUGACUCUCCAACAAAGGCUGAGGUUGCAGCUGAAGCCUUUAUUAAGGGUCAUGAAAAUGGAGCAGUUUCCAAUUUACCUACAGCUUUACCAUUAAGCUGUUGCGCAGCCCACUUGCACAGAUGGAAUUUCUUUGAAUUGUCACAGGAGAAACAAGAUGUUAAAUCCGCUUUGUCCCUACUUCCUUUGAAAGUGGUGAUAAGCGGUAAUGUAACUUACAGAUUGCUUUUCGAUCGCACCGAUAUUGUGGAAAUACACCCUGCCGAUGGCUCGGUUUUCAUUUCAGAAGGGCUGUAUAUAGGAAAAUAUUUCAAGUACAGCUUUAUUAAGGAAUCACAGAAAGAAGAACGGAUUUAUGCAACAAGUGACCUUCCCCCAGACAAACCUAGAGAUUUGUAUUCAGUGCGGGAUAUAAUAACACAGGCAACAAGGUUUCUGGAAAUUUGUUAUAAAAACAAGCUCUCAUUGAACCCGGUUUCUGAAAUCUGUUGCUGGCAAAUGGAAUCUUUGGAAGACACCAAGCCUUCUGUACCAAAACGGAUUGUGAAGUCUGAUGUUCCGGGCAUAGGGAGUUUUGCAGCUUACUCUGAUAAUAUGGUGCUCGCUACAUUUUUGGAUGGUGUGAUUCUGCAUAUGAUUUGGGGAUUUUCCUUUCACAAACACAAACAGGGUCGAAUAAAAGACCAGUGGUUUCUACCUGUGGGUUCAACUGCUGUUGAAUCAGACCAUUUUGGUUGGUGUAAACUGCGCUUUCCUAAUGGAUCAACAAAAUAUGUUCGACUGCAAUGGCCAGGAUCUUAUGCAAGUUACAUCAGAGCUGCUACAGAUUGGUGCAGGUGGCUAGAAGAACAGUCUCAAAGAAAAUCAGAGAUACCUACUGCAGAUAAAAAUUGGUAAUUAAAGUUUUUACUUUUAUUUAAUUAUUUUACUUUUUUUAAUGAAUAAUUAGCUAUACGGGUCCAUAGUAAUCCAGUACCUAAUGGAUAAGAGGUAUUGACAGCUUUUUUUUUUUUAAAUAUUUUCAUAGACUGAAACCUUUGUGUCUCAAUGAUUUUAAUCUUUUGAAUCUGUCUACAUUAAAGGGACAUAAUACUCAUAUGCUAAAUCACUUGAAACUGAUGCAGUAUAACUGUAAAAAGCUGACAGGAAAAUAUCACCCGAGCAUCUCUAUGUAAAAAAGGAAGAUAUUUUACCUCACA